Messenger RNA from Apodemus sylvaticus (European woodmouse), 2271 nucleotides. Its product is annotated as zinc finger protein 431-like. Lineage: Eukaryota; Metazoa; Chordata; Mammalia; Rodentia; Muridae. Bases 98 to 1909 code for a protein of 603 amino acids. The record is from RefSeq and is a predicted model, not a curated record. Gene Ontology annotation, biological process: regulation of cytokine production; negative regulation of transcription by RNA polymerase II; regulation of immune system process. The transcript has 4 exons.
CUUAGUAGCUCCAGGCUUUAAUGUUUGGGUGCGUUGUGUUCUCUGUCUUGCCACCGGUUGCUAUGAAGUACGCUCUGGCAAGCUCCGAAGUUGUGACAUGAAUGCAGUGACCUAUGAUGAUGUGCAUGUGAACUUCACUCGAGAAGAAUGGACUUUGCUGGAUCCUUCACAGAAGAGUCUCUACAAAGAUGUGAUGCUGGAGACCUACAAGAACCUCACUGCUAUAGGCUACAAUUGGGAAGACCAUAAUAUUGAAGAACAUUGUCAAAUUCCCAGAAGGCAUGGAAGGCAUGAAAGAAGUCGUACUGGAGAGAAACCCUCUGAAUAUACUCAAUAUUGUAAAGCCUUUGCAUGUCACAGUUAUCAUCAAAGGCAUGAAAGACUUCAUACUGGAGAGAAACUCUAUGAAGGUAUUCAGUAUGGUGAAGCCUUUGUAAAUCACAGAAGUCUUCAAAUACAUAAAAGAACACAUAAUAGAGAGAACCCCUACAAAUGCAAUCAAUGUGAUAAAGCCUAUUCACGACACAGUCAUCUCCAAAGACAUAAAAGCACACAUACUGGAGAGAAACCCUAUGCAUGUAAGCAAUGUGGUAAAGCCUUUAUAUACUAUUUUGAACUUCAACAUCAUGAACAAGUUCAUACUGGAGAGAAACCCUAUGCAUGUAAGCAGUGUGAUAAAGCCUUUAUGUACCACUCUGAACUUCAACGUCAUGAAAGAGUUCAUACUGGAGAGAAACCCUACAAAUGUGAUCAAUGUGAUAAUUCCUUUACACAACAUUGUAAUCUUCAAACACACAACAUAAUACAUACUGAAAAGAAACCCUCCAAAUGCAGUAAAUAUAAUAAAGCCUAUUCACCACACAGUACUCUCCAAAUACAUAAAAGCACACAUUCUGGAGAGAAACCCUAUGAAUGUGAUCAAUGUGGUAAAGCCUUUGCAUAUCCUAGUUAUCUUCAAAGACAUAAAAGAACACACACUGGAGAGAAACCCUAUAAAUGUAAUCAAUGUGGUAAAGCCUUUGCAUAUCAUAGUUGUCUUCAAAUACAUAAAAGAACACAUACUGGAGAGAAACCCUAUGCAUGUAAUCAGUGCAAUAAAGCCUUUGCACAACACAGUGAUCUCCAAAUGCAUAUAAAAACACACACUGGAGAAAAACCUUACAAAUGUAAACAGUGUGGUAAAGCCUUUGCAUCUCAUAGUUAUCUCAAAGUACAUAAAAGAAUACAUACUGGAGAGAAACCAUAUGAAUGUGAUCAAUGUGGUAAAGCCUUUGCAUAUCAUGGUCGUCUUCAAAUACAUAGAAGAACACAUACUGGAGAGAAACCCUAUGAAUGUAAUCACUGUGGUAAAGCAUUUGCACAAUACAGUAAUCUCCAAGUACAUACAAGAACACAUACUGGAGAGAAACCCUAUGAAUGUAAUCAUUGUGGCAAAGCCUUUGCAUGUCACAGUUAUCUCCAAGUACAUAAAAGAACACAUACUGGAGAGAAACCCUAUGAAUGUGAUCAAUGUGGUAAAGCCUUUGCACAUCAUGGUCAUCUUCAAAUACAUGAAAGAACACAUACUGGAGAGAAACCCUAUGAAUGUGAUCAAUGUGGUAAAGCCUUUGCAGGUCAGAAUGAUCUUAAAAGACAUGAAAGAAUUCAUACUGGAGAGAAACCUUACAAAUGUAAUCAAUGUGGUAAAGCCUUUGCGUGUAACACUAGUCUCCAAAUACAUAAAGCAAUACAUACUGGAGUGAAACCUUAUGAAUGUAAGCAAUGUAGUAAAUCUUUUGCCUCUCAUGGUCAACUUCAAAAGCAUGAAAGAAUUCAUACUGGAGAGAAACCUUACAACUACAGUCAAUGUAAAGCCUACUCAAAAUCAAGUCACCUCCAAGUACAUGAAAGAACACACACUAGAGAGUAACCCUAUGAAUGUAACCAAUGUGGUAAAGCCUUUACAGGUCACAGUGAUCUUAAAAGGUGUGGUGGUUUAAAUAUGGUUGGCCCACAGCUAGUGGCACUGUUAGGAGGUAUGGCCUUUCUGGAGUAGGUGAGACCUUCUUUGAAGAAGCAUGUCACUGUUGGGGUGAGUUUUGAGAACCUAUGCUUAAGUUCUACCCAGGGCAGAAGAGUCUUCUCCUGGCUGCCUCCUGAUCGAUAUGCAGAACUCUUGACUCCUCCAGCACCAUAUCUGCAUGGACACUACCAUUCUUUCUGCUAUGAUGAUAAUAAACUGAACCUCUGAAUUUGUACACUACCUCCAAUUAAAUGUUGUUCUUUAUAAGA